Messenger RNA from Planococcus citri (citrus mealybug), 2963 nucleotides. RefSeq names its product minichromosome maintenance 6 (gene Mcm6). The transcript has 15 exons. NCBI's taxonomy places the organism in Eukaryota, Metazoa, Arthropoda, Insecta, Hemiptera, Pseudococcidae. The record is from RefSeq and is a predicted model, not a curated record. Bases 184 to 2697 code for a protein of 837 amino acids. Gene Ontology annotation, cellular component: nucleus; MCM complex. Gene Ontology annotation, biological process: double-strand break repair via break-induced replication; mitotic DNA replication; DNA replication initiation. Gene Ontology annotation, molecular function: single-stranded DNA binding; single-stranded 3'-5' DNA helicase activity; ATP binding.
UUUAUCAGAUCAUGCUGUAAAAUUUUCAUUCAGCUGAAAAUCUUUUUAUUAUAUUUUUGAUUCUUUUUUUUGUUAAUUUGUGUAAAUGUUACGAGUUUUAAUUAAUAAGUAGAUUAUCUAGUUCGAUAACGUAAACCCCAAGUUGUUUAUAUUUAUUUCCUGUGUGUGUUUUAAUCCAUUCUAAUGGAUGUUUCCGAUGUACGUACCGGGUUCACGAAACACCGCGACGAUGUGGGCAUCAAAUGUCAAAAAUUAUUUCAAGAUUUCUUAGAAGAAUUCACCGAAGAUGGCGAGAAUAAAUAUGGGAAACCGAUGGCCGAGUUGGAAAAAAUGGAACGAAACUGUCUGGAGGUGAGCUUCGACGAUGUUGAAAGAUAUAAUCAAAAUCUAGCCACAACCAUUAUCGAGGAAUACUAUCGAGUAUAUCCGUAUCUUUGCCAAGCCCUUGCUAAUGUUGUAAAGGAUAGAGCAAAAGAGAAACUGGACAAAGAAUAUUAUGUCAGUUUGGUCGACGUACCCAGUCGGCAUAAAGUUAGAGAACUGAAAAGUGUUAGAAUCGGUACUCUUAUUCGAAUAUCAGGUCAGGUUGUAAGGACUCAUCCUGUUCAUCCCGAACUAAUCAGCGGCACCUUUAUCUGCCUGGAUUGCCAAACAGUUAUUCCUGGAGUGGAGCAACAAUUCAAAUUCACAAUGCCAACAAUUUGUCGUAAUCCGGUGUGUAAUAAUCGACGUCGUUUCGAUUUGGAUAUCAAUAAGUCGGUGUUCGUUGAUUUUCAAAAAGUUAAAAUACAAGAAACUCAAGCCGAGUUGCCUCGAGGAUCCAUCCCUAGAAGUGUCGAUGUGAUCUUACGAGCUGAAAUUGUCGAAACUGUACAAGCCGGAGACCGUUACGAUUUCACUGGCACGUUGAUUGUUGUUCCUGACGUAGCUGUAAUGUCAGUUCCAGGAGCUAAAGCUGAAAUCGGCUCGCGUCACAAAAGCGGGGAUAACGUUGCCGAUGGAAUUCGUGGAUUGAAAUCACUCGGUGUACGAGAUCUCACUUAUAAAAUGGCAUUUAUGGCGUGCAGCGUCGCUCCUACGAACCCGAGAUUUUUCGGUGGUGAACUGCCUGAGGAAUUUUUAACCGCUGAGAUGAUCAAGAAACAGAUGACUGAUGCCGAAUGGAAUAAGGUGUACGAAAUGAGUCGAGAUAAAGAGCUAUAUUCUAAUUUAGUUAGCAGUUUGUUUCCGUCUAUUUAUGGAAAUGAACAGAUUAAAAAAGGUAUUAUUUUGAUGUUAUUCGGAGGCGUCCCAAAAAGAACUGUAGAAGGUACUGCCUUGAGAGGAGAUAUCAACUGUAUCAUCGUCGGCGAUCCCAGUACAGCUAAAUCACAACUACUCAAACAAGUCGCAGAACUUUGCCCCAGAUCGGUAUACACUUCUGGUAAAGCUUCGACCGCAGCUGGUCUAACUGCAGCUGUAGUGAAAGACGAAGAAUCGUCUGAUUUUGUCAUCGAAGCCGGUGCUCUGCUAUUGGCAGAUAAUGGAAUAUGUUGCAUCGACGAAUUCGAUAAAAUGGAUCUUCACGAUCAAGUAGCCAUUCACGAAGCCAUGGAACAACAAACUAUCUCUAUAGCUAAAGCUGGAGUACGAGCUUCGUUGAAUGCCAGAACAUCUAUUUUAGCUGCUGCAAAUCCAGUCGGUGGAAGGUACGAUCGAACUAGAUCAUUGCAACAAAAUGUUACCUUAUCUGCGCCGAUUAUGUCUCGUUUUGAUUUAUUUUUCGUUUUAUUGGAUGAAUGCAACGAACUCGUUGAUUACGCCAUUGCGGAAAGAAUCGUACAAUUGCACAGUAAUUUGGAAAUAAAUAUCGAUAGAGUUUAUACUCAAGAUGAAGUACUCCGAUAUAUUUUAUUCGCUAAACAAUUCAAACCCCUCAUCACACCGGAAGCCAAAACUUUAUUAGUGGACUGUUAUAAUCAACUUCGUCAACGUGACGUCCAAUCAACGACCAAAGGUACCUGGAGGAUUUCAGUACGUCAGUUAGAAUCACUGAUCCGACUUUCCGAAGCUAUGGCUAAAAUGGAGUGCUCUGAUGAUGUAAUUAAAAGACAUGUCGAAGAAGCUUUCUCUCUGUUGAAUAAAUCUAUCAUUCGAGUGGAGCAGCCGGAUAUCAAUCUAGAUGACCAACCUGACGGUCCUCUUACUACAAUCGAAGAAGAACCAAAUGAAGAAUUGGUCGAUGAUCCAGAACCGAUCGGAUCACCAUCAGGAAAUAUUCCACCAUCUCAGCAGUCUGCUGCCUCUGAACCGAAAAAGAAAUUGACUCUGUCGUUUGAGGAAUACAAGCGAUUAACUAAUUCUAUUGUUAUUUUUAUUCGUAAAGAAGAAGAGAAGCAAUCAGCAGCAUUAGAAGAAGCUGGAGGAGAUGCUACGCAAGAAUUAGAAGGCGUUCGUAGAGGAGAUGUUGUCAAUCAUUAUUUAGAAUCGAUAGGCGACCAGAUCGAAACCGAACAAGAGUUAUGUGAGAAAAAAGCAUUAAUCAACAAAAUCAUCGAAAGACUUAUGCAUCACGAUCAAAUUCUAAUCCCAUUAACGUCUCCUGAAACCGAUAGAGAUGAUGAACCAGUGGAAGGAGAAGACGAAGAAGAGGCCGAAGAAAGAAGGAAAAACAAUCAAUUGAUUGUAGUUCAUCCUAUGUAUUGCCCCGAUGUAUAAUUUUAGUGAUUAACGUGAAUAUUUAAUUAUAACUCAGAGAGUGAUUCAUCUGUCAUAUUUAUACAUCAUUUUCUAUACGUAAGUAAAUGUUAAUUGUCUGAUCCAUCUCGUAAAUUUUAACGUCGAACUUUUCCAGUGUAUUACCUACCUCGUAUUUUGUUUGUGUUUAUUUUUAGUACUUUUUUUUAAAAAAAUAAUUUAUAUUUUUUAUUUUUAAAAAAAAAUUAUUUCAUCGUGUGAUUAAAUUAAACGAAGCUAUUUUUUUA